Limulus polyphemus (Atlantic horseshoe crab) is the source of this 2690-nucleotide messenger RNA. Its product is annotated as pyrokinin-1 receptor-like. Gene Ontology annotation, molecular function: neuromedin U receptor activity. Gene Ontology annotation, cellular component: plasma membrane. NCBI's taxonomy places the organism in Eukaryota, Metazoa, Arthropoda, Merostomata, Xiphosura, Limulidae. The record is from RefSeq and is a predicted model, not a curated record. Gene Ontology annotation, biological process: neuropeptide signaling pathway. The transcript has 2 exons. Bases 767 to 2200 code for a protein of 477 amino acids.
CAAUCCUAGAUGUUACUUAAUUCAAACAACCUGACUUGGCUUUCACUUUCGAAAGUUUGGCAUGACGGUAGUCAAUAGCGUUCACUUUUAAAACAAUGAUAUGGUAUUCCCCCUGUGGUACAACGGUAUGUCUGCGGACUUAUACUACUAUAAACCGGGUUUCGAUCUCCGUGGUGGGCAGAGCACAAAUAUCCCUUUUUGCUUAAUAAUCAACAUCAGUAAUAUGGUAAUUUUUUUAUUUCACUCAUAAGGAACAAAUAUGAUACUUAUGUUAAACAAAGAAAUAGUUUAUAUGAAUAAUGAACGUUAGAAAUUAUACAUUCUUUACAUUUUAAUAUUACAAACACGAGAACAAAGCAUGUAAGUAUUUAUAAACCAGAAACCGUCCCGCUAAUUCCUUACUACGUUAUUGAAUAAGCAUAAAGCGGUGGAUCAAACUAAUAUUACGUGACAUCACGUGAUAUGUGACGUUCAACCACACUGGCUUGAGUUACUUAUGCUCCAGCCGUUACUAUGCUCUAAGUGUACGGUAAGGUUAAAGCUAAUUAUUCGGCGGUUCGAGAGAUCACGGAAAGAACAUUUAACUGUUCUUAAAUCCGCUUCCAUUUAGAAAUAGUUAGAAUUUUUUCCGUCACAGCAUUUGAGAACAUAAUAACUGUAUACGGCCUCGUGAAUCAGAAUACUUCGUGUUGAAGAAAGUUAUUCAACUAAAGUGAGAACAUUGUUGUUAUAUAUUAACACACAUUCUGUAAUCUGAUUCCCUGAAAUGGAAAGUGAUAAUAUUCUUUACACGCUACAGGACGAAAAUUUCACUUUAUUAACGGAUGUAAAUGCAUCAGUAGGCCUAAUGUCCGUUCUAGGAAACGGCAGCACAUCUUUGGAUUACGGAGGCUACAUGGGUCCAAAAAGAAAGUCUCUCUUCUUUGUUGUUCCCAUGACCCUGGUCUACAUUACCAUUUUGGUCACCGGAGUGGUAGGUAAUAUCUGCACAUGUGUUGUGAUUGCUAAAAACAAAUACAUGCACACAGCUACAAAUUACUACCUCUUUAGCUUGGCCAUCUCAGACCUUUUACUGCUGGUGUUCGGACUUCCUCAAGAAAUGUAUCAGCUCUGGCAGAGCUAUCCUUAUGUAUUUGGAGAAUUCUUUUGUUUUUUCCGUGGUCUGACGUCAGAGACUUCAACAAACGCUUCCAUAUUGACCAUCACAGCCUUCACAGUAGAGCGAUACCUGGCCAUCUGCCAUCCUCUUCUAGCUCACACAAUGUCCAAACUAUCGCGGGCAGUUAAACUGAUCAUUGUUAUCUGGAUUCUAGCAGCACUAGCAGCCGCGGCUAUAGCUUUUCAGUUUGGUAUCGUAAAUUUAUUCAACAAUCCUGAGUAUGCCCUAUGCAUGGUAGAAAGACCACUGAAACAUGCUUUCGGACUUUCAACUCUUCUGGUUUUUAUCUUUCCCAUGAGCUUGAUUCUUGUUCUCUAUGUGUUCAUUGCUCUUCAGUUAAGGCGUUCCCUAGAACUGUCUCGUGGUGAAACAACUCACGGAUCGACUAAUGGUUUUAACUGUCAAAGUGUCCAUGGUAACUCUUCCAGGCAGACCCUUAAAUCUUCCGUCAGCAGCUCUUCACGUAAAUCAGUCAUCAAAAUGUUAGUUGCUGUUGUGGUGGCCUUUUUCGUUUGCUACGCUCCAUUCCACGCGCAACGUCUCAUGGCGACCUACGUGGUGGAGCCCUCAACGAUAAUGACUGUUAUAUUUGACGUAUUAACGUACAUGUCUGGUGUGUUGUACUACGUCAGUGCCACCAUUAACCCUAUCCUUUACAGCAUAAUUUCGUUCAAGUUCCGGCAGGCUUUUAAGGAAACUUUAGCUACAUGCUGCGGACGACAAACUACUCGAUCCCUGAACAUCAAGGCAACCUCUAGAUACAUGUCACGCCACUCCACAGCAUUCGAAACAACUUACCUAACAGUUCUCUCUGAGUCCUCACACCCUCAUCAACGGAGUGCCUCCGCUUUCCCCCACUUUCAGUCUAUGCCUGAGGCAGUAAAAAACAACUCCAUCAUGCAACAACAUGCCUCCGUGUCCAAUGUUUCUAUCCCGGGAACCAACAGUGACGACAGAAACAAAAACAUGACCUUCAUCAGUAACAGUAGUCUUCAUAGGAUAGAAGAUGGCGCUUUUGACGAAGUGGUUGACAUUAAUUAACCCAUUCGCUGCGUUGUGCUAUAGAAUCAGCGGUAUCUAAUCUAUUUUCCUUUAUCCCUGCAAACAUGUAGUUUGGCUUGGCUACUGACAUAUUAAUACAUCCCAAUGGAGUUAACGGUUAUAUCAUGUGUUUUGUAGAUCAGAUGGCAAAGUUCAUGUGAUUGCCGCGUUUCUUCAAGUAGAAUAACGUCCUUUGGUAGAAGUUUUUUGAUAAACUCUGAAGCUUCUCCGACAUGCAUUACUUUAAUCCUGCAGUUAUAUAUUGCCGUUUAUCCAUGAUAAAUUGCAAAAACAACAACAAAAACAGAAUCAAGUAUGCUUUAACUUAAUCAAGAGUUUUCUCUCUCUCUCUCUGUAUUUUCAGAAAAAUCAAAGCAGUGAUUGUCGGGAAAUCUAUAAGAUCUGUCGCUAAUAAUUUGUGAACACUAGGUGCCUGUAAAGUGUGUGCUAUAUGUUUCACAGUUAAUAAAUUACAUAGCUCAGAACAGUA